Messenger RNA from Saprolegnia diclina VS20, 1707 nucleotides. RefSeq lists its product as hypothetical. The transcript is spliced from 4 exons. Gene Ontology annotation, molecular function: lipid binding. NCBI's taxonomy places the organism in Eukaryota, Oomycota, Saprolegniomycetes, Saprolegniales, Saprolegniaceae. Bases 36 to 1628 code for a protein of 530 amino acids. The record is from RefSeq and is a predicted model, not a curated record.
AACGGUCCCGUGUCACGCGGACGCCACUUGUCAAGAUGCACUUCGCCGUCGGAGGCUUGAGCAACGAGGCGACGCGCGAGCUCACGGCCGUCGCCAAGCGGUCCUCGAGCGCGCUCCUCAGCGUCGCGCUGCGCUCGCAGGACUCGCCCAUCGUGUGGGCCCGCGCCGGCGCGGCCGAGAACGUCCAGCUCUUCACCGGCGAGGCCAAGGUGCCUAGCCGCCUCGCGCCACUCCAGUACAUGUGCGCCCACACGCAGGUGCACGCGACGCUUGCGGCGCUCAUGCCACUCAUGCUGUACCUUCCGCUGCACGGCGACUUUCGCCGGUACGUCCACGACACGGUGGUCAUCAACAGCCACACGCUCUUCGACAUUGAAAAGCCCGAGCUCGCGCAACCGUACCGCGCGACGAGCAUCAACUGGAUGUCGAUCCGCAGCGCAUCCUCGCUCAUGCAGAACCGCGACUUUGUCUACGUCCAGCACCAAGACGAGCUCGAAGGGCCCACGAAAGGGUGGGUCUCGUGCAUGCACUCGGUCAACCUCCCAUCGUGCCCGCCUCUGUCGGACCGCCACAGCCUCGUCCGCGGCGGCGUCUACUCGUCCGGGUUUGUGUUUCGCGAGUCCAAGCGACCGGGGGUCCUCGACGCCGUCUUUGUGCUGCAAGUGGACUUCAAGGGCAAGGCGCCGCGUCUGCUGUGCACGAGCACGCUCAAGCAGUGGGUCUCGAGCCUCGGCCGCAUCGCUGCGUACUUUGCACGGCCCAAGCACCUCGUGCGCCCGAGCUUUGCCGUCGAUGACGACGACGACGCGCCCCGGCGCAAAUCGGACGUCUGCCGCGUCUGCGACCAAGCGUUUAGCGGCUUUCGCAUCGAGAAGGAGACGUGCCGCAAGUGCCAAGUGCAAAUCUGCAGCAAGUGCGCCGUCUGGAGCGAGGUCGAGCUCGACGUCGUCGGCAUUCUCAAGGUGCUCGUGUGCACGCCGUGCGCCGUGAAGGAGCAGCAUCGCCUCCAGUCGCUCCUCGAAAGUGCAGUGCCUCAAGCCAAACCCACCCGGGCCAGCAUGCCGGCACCGCCCGUCCGCGCCAGCGUCUCGGCGCUCCCGACGACCUCGAGCAGCAAGAUGCGGUCGCUGAGCCUCUACGACGAUGGCCUUGGAUCGGCUGACGCCAAGGGCAUGAUCCCACUGCGCUACUCGCCCGCGCGGCAGUCGUACCAAGAGGUGCCCUCCGAGCCGCGCCGGUCCCGCGCGUCGCUGCCCAACGCCGGCGUGCGCUCGUCGAUCAUCGAGCUCAACGGCGCCUACACCAAGCCAGCGGCGCCGCCGAUGGCGCCACGUUUCGUGCUCGGUCGGCACGCGAGCGAGUCGAGCGUCUCGCUCUCCGAGCUCAAGCGCGCGCACUUCGAGCGCACGUCCAUGUCACUGCCCAUUGCCGAGCCCGACGACUCGACGCGCUGCGUGUACGACGACCCGGACUCGGCGUGGCGGCCGCUCGACACCAUUUCGUCCACGGGCGCGCGCGCCGCCUCCGAGAGCGACGAGUCCGACACGCCAAGCAUGGUCCAGCUCUACACCCUCCGCGGGUCCCGGCUUGACACGACCGAGGCCGUGGUGUCUGGCUGCCUCUUGUAGUCAAGCGCCUCCUAUUUACUAGUUUGCAGCUAUCCUUCAUGGAAUAAUUCGCAACCCUAAACCCUCAACGUUCCACAAC